UCGAGAUUCACUUUAUUACGAGUCAAUAACGCAAUGAUGUCGGAAAACGUAUCGGUACUGCUGUUUUUCGUCUUGUUUGCGAGCGUUUUAGGUUCUGAUGGACGUUCCUCCACGGAAGUCAACGAACCGGACGAAAUGGUCGUUUACCGACUACCAGGAAAUACGAUCCCGGUCUCGUACAAUUUGAAUAUUAUGCCGGACUACAAUUACUUUACAAACACCGUUGACUUUAACGGGGAGGUAGAGAUUUUGAUCGACGUAAUAUCAAAAACUUCAACGAUAACAUUGAAUUGCAAUGAUAUCCUGAUUUACGUGGUGUAUGUACACGAAAAAAAAACCAAAGACAACAUUGAUGUAUUAGAAGUCAAAAAUGAUAGCCAAAAUGAGCAGUGCAACAUUUUGUUGAGAACACAACUAAAGGUUGGAAUUCGAUACGUGGUAAACAUCGAAUACCAUGUGAACAUUCGAGUAAACAACAUGGAAGGAUUUUAUAAAAGUACAUACAACAAUAAGGACAAUCAUAAACAAUGGUUGCUCCUGACAUAUUUCGAACCAACUGGAGCAAGGAGUAUAUUUCCGUGUUACGACGAACCGUCGUACAAAACGCCGUUCAACAUAACGCUGACUAGGCCAAAAAACCAAUCUUCGCGAGCCAACAUGCCGAUUUACACCAGUUAUUACGAUAAAUCCGUGCAAGACAUGCGUGACAUUUUUGUCGAGACACCGCCAAUUUCCACUCACAUGGUCGUGUUCGUCAUCAGCGGAUUUGAUCCAACGACAACUGGCAGCGUAGCCAGUCGUAGCCCCGUAUACGUGUUCUCGGACUUUGACCGCUUGGAUCAGUUACAAUAUGUCUCCGGCGAGGCGCCAAAGCUGCUGGCGGCCAUGGAGAGUUUCACGGAAGUGCCGUACGAGCUACCCAAACUGGACUUGUUCGCUAUACCAGAUUUCAAGUCGGACUCCAUGGGCAACUGGGGUCUGAACACAUUUCGGUAACUACCAACUUUUGACCAUAUUAUAUACAGUAUUAGUAGUAUGUUUUAGUCGGUUCUGUAUCCCCCGCAAAUCCAGGAGAUCCAGGUACCCCGCCCUCCCUAUCGUGCGCGUGCCAUGUCUCGCCAUGCCUAUCGCUGCCAUGCCCCUCCAUGCCGUUCCCGGCCUUACCCCUCCCCUCCAUGCUAUGAACGGCCAUGCCCCCUCCCAUCCAUUCCU
Molecule: messenger RNA, 1212 nt
Organism: Melanaphis sacchari
Lineage: Eukaryota; Metazoa; Arthropoda; Insecta; Hemiptera; Aphididae
Product: endoplasmic reticulum aminopeptidase 1-like
Exons: 3
Coding region: 34-996 (320 amino acids)
Biological process (GO): peptide catabolic process; proteolysis
Cellular component (GO): cytoplasm
Molecular function (GO): peptide binding; metalloaminopeptidase activity; zinc ion binding
Source: RefSeq, a predicted model, not a curated record